AUGGCUCGUCACGCAGAGGAAGAACGGGAUGCGUCAAAGAAUGCUAAACAGCACCGCUCAGCAGAACGAAAGACCGAUGUGGAAGUGGAACCUACCAAGAAGCACAGCACUAAAGAAAAGUUUCACAAGGAAGAAGGGAAGGAUAAGCGCAAAGAGAAGUCAAAAGACGAAAAGCGAGAGAGCAGGCAUCGAGACGAGAGCGGUAAGGAGACGCGAAGGAAUGGGUAUGAGGACAAGGAUGCUCGUGAGGAAGUUAGAGCAGCCGCUAGGAGCUCCAAUCGGCAAGAACAGCUGGAGGACAAGAGGGAGGACAGAACUGGGGACAAGAGCCAAAGGGAACAUAGGAGGGAAGGCUCAAAAGACAAGAAGGAUGAUGAUAGAAGUCCUCUAGAACCACAGAAGACCAAUGCUGUCGAGGGAGAAAGAAGGAAGGCGAGCAAGGAGCUCAUGUGUGAAGUUUGCGAGCAUAGAGAAGCCACAAUGUGGUGCGGUGACUGUGGGGACAUCUUCUACUGUAGAAAGUGUGCGGAUGCCGAUCAUUCUAGGGGGAAGAGAAAGGAGCAUCUGCCCCUUCGAACAGCAGAAAAGGCGCCCCAGCGUGCAGCCACAAAAGUGGUCAAGUGCGAGGAGCAUGGAGAGAUACUGCGGGCUUAUUGCGAGACGGACAGGAAGGCCGUUUGCAGCCUGUGUCUUCACAUUGGAAACCAUAAGGGCCAUUCCGCAGUCGAGCUUGACAAAGCUGUUCGAGCUGCAAGAGACUCCAUCCGCAAGGAAGCUGGGGACCUUAUUCUGGAGCGCCAGAAGGUGGACACAUUCUUGGACGAAAUGGAGGAGAUGGCUGAGUCGUUGAAGAAGAACGGGGCGGAGCUUAGAGAACACCUGCGGACUGCAUGCGACUCGUUCAGAGCAGUACUUACGGAGAGAGAGGCGGCGCUUCUGGUUCAGGUCGACGAGCGCGAAAGUGAGAAGACGAGUAUCAUCGGUCGACAGAGGGCGCGGUGGAAGGACACAGUCACCGAGGUCAAUAAGGCUCGGGACCUGGCUGAAGCAGCUCUCAAGGAAGCUGACCCAGUUGUGCUGCUGAAGAAGCGGGACGCCUUCGAGCAGCAGGCGCACGCCCUCCGCAUCGCGGCCGCGCGCCGCAGCGCGACGCCCGCUACCACCGCGUCCCUCGACCUGGCCCUGGAAGCGGACCCUUUCAUCAAUCUCAUACGGGAGUCUCUAGUGUUCAGCUCUAGCGCAUCGGCGAACAGGGCCUCCAGCGUGAUCGCGCGGCUGCAGCAGGCGCAGAGUCAGAAAGCGAGCCUGACGGACAACACAGUGGUCGUCCUCCCAAGAGGCUGCUUGGAGGUCGCGCACGUCUCGCCCAACCUCGCCACCAAUCACGACUCGUCCUCACCGGACGCCUGGAUCGGACGGCUGUGGGAGCUCCGGGAACACGUGGCCGCAUUUGAGGCGUCCAAAGCCGCCGCCUUGGAGCUCUCCAGAACGAAGCGCAAGGGGAGACGAGAUCAGCCCGAGAAAGAGAACGACACCGCAAUAAAAGCGGCGAUGAAGAUCCAAGCUCGGUGGCGGGGGGCAAGUCUCAGGAAAGCGAACUCGUUGGAAGUGCUUAAGGCCUUCCGGGGAUGUGGGGUCAGGGGGAGUGUCGUCUACACGCCGGAAGGAGACUCGAGCGAUGGCGCUGACGAGCGAUACGUCAAGACACUUGCCAACUUGGGCUGCUUGGUCGUGCUUGCCGGUCGCCAAGCGGAAGCCCCGGGAAAGCGCGCCCCUUCUUUAUCGACACGGAACCCGUCCGGUCCUUCGCCGCUCGAAGCCUGGCUUGAAGCGCAGGACCAUGCGGACGAUUCGGCCGUCCGAGAAGCCAAGGCGGUGGCCCAGAUCAGCCACCUGGUAAAGGCCCUGCCUGCCUGCAUCAGGCAAAGCGGCGUUUUCUUGAUGGGCCACGGUCGAGGCGGGGAGCUUUUGUCCCGUGCCGAAAUGCAGAGAUCCCUCCGCGAGCUGGUGACCGGGACAAUUCUCUCCGGUUGCAGCCAGCUUGGGACGGGGUUGGCAGGAAACGUCCUUGCUCUGGAUUUCAAAGCAAGCGAGGCCACUCCAGCCUCAUUCGAAGUCCUUCUUGCCGGCAACGUUGACAGCGGCCUCACCGCCACGCUGCCCGCUGACUUCCUGGAAGACGUCUCUACUUCGAAAGACGGAAUCCUCCGCGAGCUGCUUCUGACGUUCCUGUGCAAGCCCCAGCGGAUCCACCUCCUGGACAAGCUGUGGGAAACGGAACCGCACCUGGCCAAACAGCUGACUGUCACCGGGCGAAAAGGAAAUGUGCUGUCAGUAAGCAUCCAACCAACCGGCCGGACCACGCGUCACAAACGGAACGGAGCGCUGGCACCGGAAAGCGCCCCCAAGAGCGGAUCCCCUGCCAAAGAGGACCCGAAAGCGGGUGCUAACGGUUCCAAAUUGUUAGAGCGAUCUGGGUCGAUCCGUAAGCCGCAGCCCGUGAGCGAGGCACUUCCGGCGCAAUAUGGUUCCGGGGAGCUUCAGAAGCGGACGGAACCAGAAGCGGUGGAGACGAGCGGAGCGCCGAAGAACGAGGGGCCGUUGGCGGAAGUCGGGGCCAGUAGUCCCUCGCAAUUGCCUUCUUCUACGUCCGGGGCAAACCUUACCCAAAGUCUCAACCGAAACCCAAACCCAAACCCAAACCCGACUCAAGCUUCGUCUAGCAAUCACCCCGGUUCCGCCCUUCCGGUUCCGGCGCCACCUUCCGCAACAGCCCUGAAUUCCCGGGCACCCACUCAGCCAGGGAGUACUUUCCUCUCAACCCAACCGGGGCCCCCUGAGACCACGCAACCGGGCGCGAGCCUCUCGUCCCGACCUUCGUUCAGCUCUUCCCGACCUCCCUUAGUGGGCUCGUCUUACACGACUCCAACGGCUCCAAACCCCGCGGUUUCUCCCAACCCCACAGGCGCUUACGCGCCUUCGACGGCGGCUUCUUCGCUCAUGAGCGCCUUGGGUAGCUCAGCAUACGGACGAAGCGCGGCCGACGCGGCCGCGGCGCGCGUUCCCGCAGCCCAGCAGCCGCCUUUAAACGGGGCGUAUGUCCCGGGUGCUUCGGCUGGGCGACUCGGGCAGCCGGGAACGGCGCCGUCCGCGGGUUUGCCCGGCGACCAGGGAGCACCGAGAAAUGGAAUGACGAGAUAA
Molecule: messenger RNA, 3201 nt
Organism: Klebsormidium nitens
Lineage: Eukaryota; Viridiplantae; Streptophyta; Klebsormidiophyceae; Klebsormidiales; Klebsormidiaceae
Source: the annotation of a GenBank genome assembly